Drosophila teissieri is the source of this 942-nucleotide messenger RNA. RefSeq lists its product as uncharacterized. NCBI's taxonomy places the organism in Eukaryota, Metazoa, Arthropoda, Insecta, Diptera, Drosophilidae. Gene Ontology annotation, molecular function: nucleic acid binding; RNA-DNA hybrid ribonuclease activity. The transcript has 2 exons. The record is from RefSeq and is a predicted model, not a curated record. The coding region runs from base 1 to 942 and encodes 313 amino acids.
AUGUCUCUACAAGGACUCGGGCAUAGUUCAAUUGGUCGAGACAUGAGCGGUAGAUCUGACUACAUGGUCACCAGAACGUGCCCGGAUGUAAGAACAACAACAUUCAUGGGACCAGACGACUGGAAAACAUGUCAGCACCAUGCUCAACACCUCAAUAUAUACACGGACGGCUCCAAGAUGGAAGAAGGAGUUGGAGCGGGCAUAUACUGUACAGACCCUGAUAUGCGGCUGUCGUAUAAACUACCAAGCCAAUGCAGCAUAUUCCACGCGGAAGUAUUCGCCAUAGGGAAAGCGGCAGAGCUUGCGCAGAGCAUUGACCCCCCACAUGAAGCGGUCAACUUGUUCGAAGACAGUCAAGCGGCGAUAAGAUCCAUGCAAUCGUCAGCGGUCAGUUCCAAAAGUGUACUGGCAAGCAAGGAGGCACUAGAUAUCCCUAGCACGACCACGUCAGUGCGGAUCUACUGGGUUCCCAGCCACCAGGGCAUCGAUGAACGCUCCGAAGCGAACUGGAAAGACGGGCCGACACACGAGCCAAAAGCAGAUGGAGAAGAACUUCCACCACCUGCAAAGUUUCAAAAAUCAUGUGCAAAGAGCGGAACGCAAUACUCAGCCACUACGUGCUGCAUCUUCCAAGGAAAGACUGCAGACUGUGGGAAUUCUUACAGGUCACUGCCUAGCGGCGGCACACGCAGUCAAACUGGUAUCGUCAGCAUUACCGAUAACGCCAAAUGCCGGAAAUGUGACGAAUUCAAGGCAAUUGAAACCUUGGAGCAUCUCAUUUGCAAGUGUCCGGCUCUAACAAGGGCAAGAAUAAACUACCUAGGCGCUCCGGUUCUGGCAUCGCUAGAAGAUGCCUCCAGGAAGAAGCCAGGCGAACUACUUGCCUUCGCGAAAAAUACCUCGAUCCUAAAAGAUUUCGAAAACCGCGAAAACAUUCUCUAG